CUUGACAACGCUGACGGUGUACAUUGCAUACAGGCACUUCCCUGUGCUGCCGUGGGGGCGAGAUGGCUGAGAUUGUGAGCACGCCACCGUCAGCAGCAGAAAACGGGCCGCCAUUCUGCGAACAGUCCGGCGGCAUUGUCAGAGAAGCAGAGGUGUUUGUUCGGAGCGCAAUGACCGUUGAUUCACAUGAUGGAUCUCACGACUGGUGGCAUGCUGAGCGCGUGCGCCGGCUAGCUCUUUCACUUGCCGAGGAGGAAGGGUUGCCACAAGGCAAGAGGGAGAUUGUGGAGCUCGCGGCUUUGCUUCACGACAUUGGAGACUACAAGUACAGUGGAAGUGAGACGCUGGGUCCAGCUACGGUGGAAAGCUUCCUGAGGACGCGGAGCUAUGGUGAAGAAGGGAUUGCACAGAUCAUUGACAUCAUCCGACGGAUGGGGUUCAAGGAGGAACUCGUACAAGCUGCCCAUGGAACCCCAUCCGUGGGAGUCACGGCUCAGGGAAGAAGAGGAGGGGAUGAAGGAAUGUGUGAAGGAGGAAGAGGCAGUGAAGGAGAAAGAGGCGGUGAAGGAGGAAGAGGCGGUGAAGGGGAAAGAGGCGGUGGAGGAGGAAGAGGCGGUGAAGGAGGUGGAGGGAGAGGACUGGACAAGCUUUCCGGAGGAGAAGUGCAAAGAGGCGAAGCAGUAGAAAAAAGGGAUGGAGGAGGAGGAGGAGGAGGAGGAGGAGGAGGAGGAGGAGGAGAGGAGGGAGUAGGAGGACGAGAACCUGAGGCAAAUGGAAGCGGUGGAAGACUGGGAGGAAGCGGUCGAGGAUGUGAGCGAGAAGUGGAAACGGGAGGAGGAGGAGGAGAAGAAGAAGGCAAGGGGGGGGAAAGAAGAGCUAGAGCAAGCGGUGAACAAGGAGAUACAGACAUAGGUGCUGAUGGCGGCGGAGGAGGAGGAGUGGGGUUGAGCGGCAAUAGCGAUGGAUUUCUUGAGUUAGCAAUUGUGCAAGAUGCUGAUCGGCUUGAUGCCAUCGGUGCGAUCGGAAUUGCGAGAUGUUUCACGUUCGGGGGGCGGAAUGGGGCACUGAUGUUCGAUCCGAGCAUACGGCCGAGGGAGCGGAUGACAAAAGAGGAGUACAAGAGAAAAGGAGGGUCAACUAGCAUUAAUCAUUUUUAUGAGAAGCUGCUGAAAUUGAAAGGCCUAAUGAAGACGGCUGCAGGGAGGCGUCGAGCAGAAACCCGUCAUCGCUGCAUGGAACUGUUCCUGGAGCAAUUUCACUCAGAGUGGGAGGGAAGGGCCUAGGACAAACUGCCAACUCUGCGAGCACCAGAGCUUUCAGGGAGGGGUUGGGGGCUCUGUGCCGUGGGGCAAUUUCACUCAGAGUGGGAGGGAAGGGCCUACCGUCUUCACCCGAAUAGAAUGCCUGAUCAUUAUAGCUGUAUUUGGGGCUGCUUUCAGUCUAGAUGCAGCUAUAAUUACUGGGCGUUUUAUUCGGGUGAGACGGUUGGACGAACUGCCAACUCUGCGAGCACUAGAUCUUUCGGGGAGGCGUUAGGGGAUCCGUGCCGCGGAGCAAUUUCACUCAGAGUGGGAGGGAGGGAAGGGUCGAGGACGAACUGCCAACCCUGCGAGCACCCAAUCUUUCAGGAAGGGGUUGGGGCCCUCCGUGCCACACCGUACAGUGUACGGGGGUUGUUAUUGUUAGUACGCGCAUGCAACCCUUCACUGACGGCCACGCUUACUCCAUGCACGCGGGGUUACAGUGCAUCGCUUGCCAAAUGCCAUUCGAAGGCGAUAGCACCAGAACAAGAAUGAAAGAAUGAAAAAUUCUAAAACUU
Molecule: messenger RNA, 1819 nt
Organism: Chara braunii
Lineage: Eukaryota; Viridiplantae; Streptophyta; Charophyceae; Charales; Characeae
Source: the annotation of a GenBank genome assembly